Molecule: messenger RNA, 2630 nt
Organism: Lates calcarifer (barramundi perch)
Lineage: Eukaryota; Metazoa; Chordata; Actinopteri; Centropomidae
Product: ubiquitin carboxyl-terminal hydrolase 37
Exons: 13
Coding region: 216-1595 (459 amino acids)
Biological process (GO): G1/S transition of mitotic cell cycle; protein deubiquitination
Cellular component (GO): nucleus; cytosol
Molecular function (GO): cysteine-type endopeptidase activity; cysteine-type deubiquitinase activity
Source: RefSeq, a predicted model, not a curated record
CUAUGUCAUUUCUCUACUGUUUGUGUGACACUGUGAACGGUGAAAGGUGGGACUAUUUCCACUUCACACUUCUCAGUGUUUAGUAUACACUGUCUGUGAAGCUAUGUUAUAUCUGCUGUGAAGAUACAUGAUGUUCCAUUAAUUUCCAUCCUGGUAACUUUUUCCUGUACAGUACUCAACAGCAGUCGUUGAACUGGUGGCAGAGAAGAUCAGAGAUGUCCCUGCUCCCAGCGCUCCCUUUGCCAUCCAGGACAACGACAAUACAGCCCACGUUGAGGUAUCGCCUCUUCGGUCGGCCACUGACAAAAAUAAAGAAGGAAGGAAAAGAUCAGGAAGAGGACAAGGAAAACGUCACCACAAAGAAGAACAAGAAGGCCAAGAAGUCAAGGCGGUGGCGUUGUUGCAAGAAUAGAUGUUGCGUGUCCCCAGCCCCCCAAGAAGAAGAGACUCCAGAGAAGUGCCACUUAUCAGCAUCCCAACAUGAGGUGGUGGCUACCAAAAGACCAGUGGAGAAAGAGGAGGAACCAGUGAAGGACGACAGGUUUCCUCAGGCCCUGCUCACCAAAAAGGACAAAGUAGCUGUGACCACACAGAAAAAACUCAGGAGUGACCACAUUAAGUGUCUUGGGUUUCCCAACCCAGCACAGAUAUGUUAUAUUAACUCCAGCCUGCAGAGCCUCCUCACACUGGAGGACUUUGUGACAGCCAUCAGUCACCAGGAGCAGGUUUGGAGUCUAAUACCUGAAGCGGCAGUCCUAAGAACAUUCAAGAACAUCAGCGAGCAUCACUUCUCCAGUGAUGCUCAGGAGAAACUCCGCCUUCUUGCCGCAUUCAAGAGGGCGGUGGCUCUGUGGGCUCCAGAGUUCGGGGACCAUCAGCAGAAAGACGCCCAUGAGUUCCUGACAGUUGUCUUUGACCAAAUAAGAUAUUGGGGCCCACAGCUGCAGGUGCUGACUGCCGGCAUGGGCAUGGCCUACAGCUGUCCAGUGGAAGACCACCUGAUGUUUAAAAUGCGAAACACCAGGACAUGCAAGAGUUGCGGAGCAGGUUCCACCAGAGAGGAAGACUUUACAAAUCUGUCUCUGGACCUUCCAGCUGGAGGUGGUACUGUUGAAAACAUGCUGGAUAAUUACCUGAUGGAGACAGAGUUGGAGUACAGGUGUGAGUGUGGUGCCACCAAAUCAGGCCAGCGCUCAUCAUUCGCCACCCUGCCAAGAGUGCUGGUCCUGCAUUUGAAGCGUUUCCGGUACACUCCAACUUUCCAGCUAGAGAAGAUCCAUGACGCUGUCAAUCUACAGAGGGAGCUGGUGGUGUCUUCAGGCCAGCAUGGUGCAUGCUACAGUUUAGUGAGCACCAUAAAUCACAUCGGCGCCACAGCAAGAAGUGGACACUACAUCUGCGACGGAGUGGACCCCGACGUUGGACCCGUGGACCUGACAGACCGCUGGUUCACAUAUAAUGACACAGUGGUCACUCAAACAAGCGGCGUCAAUGUGUGCAACCAGCGGCAAAGAUCAUCUUACAUCCUGUUUUAUCGGAGACACGUAAGAGGGCAGCAGUGUCACAUGUGCACUGCAGUUAAACAUAUUAUGUGAUAGUUACACACACAAUGUGAACACUGCUCUUUCAGACAGAUUACAGUUGAGAGGACGGAUUUAGGAAUACAUCUGUAUUCAUUUUGAAUGUGUUUCUAGCCAGAGGACUAGACAGCAGGACAGCGGAUGAGGACCCAGCGGCAGGGACCAGAGGACAGGACUUGGACAGAUGACCUGGAGGCCCAAUAGACGUGUCAAAUGGAGGGAGCUGAAGGACACAGCCCUCAGGAGGAUGGGCCCCCCCAGAGAGCCAGGUUCCUCCCAAGGUUUCUCCCUCAGAGGGAGUUUUUCCUUGCCACAGUCGCCCAAAAUCACAGCUCUAGUGAGCAGUGACAGGACUAAAUAUUUUAGCUCCAGGUAAAAGUUUUACUGUCCUGUCAUCCUGUACAGUUGAUUUAAUCUUCUCUGUACAGCUCUGGCUUGCUCUCUGGGGAGAUGGUAAGGUGAUCAUAAAGGCCUUUGAUACGUCUAAACUAGGGAUGGGUGAUAUGGACUUAAAAUUUUAUCACAAUACUGUUUUUUAUGGCGAUAACAAUAUAAAUGACCAUUCAACACCAUGUUAUCACAGUAAUUCCCUUAUGAUGACUGUUAUGGUUAGGGCUGCAACUAAAGACUAUUUUCUAAGUCAGUUAAUCUGGAGAUUAUUUUUCCAAUUAUUAUUUCUGUCACACCCUCUAUCUCUGUUCUGGGAGGAGGGGUGUUAGAUGUCUGUGCAGAAACUUACAGCACUUGUAUGAGCUUUUCUUGCUCACACAGAGAUGCACAAGAAACAGGAAGCUGGGAGAGAAAUGCAAAUGUAAACGAUCUUUUGAUUUUUACAUUUUUUCUUUGCUUUUCUUGAGAGGGCGAGGGGACUCAUGUCGUAUUAGUAAUUACAUUCAACGGAAGUGAUACUGCACCCCAGCACCUCCUGUGCAGAUUUCUUUCCCGGUAUAUCGCCAACAAUAGUAUAUCGCCCAUCCCUAAUCUCCACAUACAACACAAAUAUUUCAGAGAUUACAACCAAAAAUAACAGUUAAAUAAAUCAUUUCCUAC